AAACAACACAGGUUGUCUACAAAGCCCACUGCCCACCAUCUCUGUCUCGGCUCUUAAAUCUAAAUACAAGACUUCUCUUAAUGAAGAUAUUCGGUUGGAUGCAAAAGAAACUCAGUGGCAGACAUGCAGCCAAGAAACAUAAUUCUAUUUCUGUUAAUCACCAUAUUACACAGCAUGAACCUCGGAACCAAGAAUUCAGUGAUUGGCCUCAUGGAUUGCUGGCAAUCGGAACAUUUGGAAAUGAUAGCACGAAAGGAGAUUCCAAGCCUAACUAUGUUCAAGAAAAUCUAUCUCAAGAUCUGCAACUUACACUUGAAGAAGUUGAAAAACUUCAAGAUGAGCUAAACUUGUUAUUCAAUAAACAAUAUGGGUCAACAUCUGAUGAAGCAGAAUCAAAUACCGAGAAGCUCGCAUUAGAUAAGUUUGUCAAUGGCAAUCCCAGCUCGGAAGAAGAUGACAAAGAUCACUGCCAUCUUCAAGGCAGCACCACAGCAAUUCUUGGCAGAGGGAAAGGAAUUUGUAGUGCGGAUAAUACAGGCUGUGCCAUUAACAAAAAGUCCUUGUCAUUUCUUCUCAAGAAGAUGCUUAUUUGCAGAGGUGGAUUUGCACCUACUCUUAGCCUAAGAGAUCAAGUUCCAGAGUCUAGAAUGGAAAAGAUGUUGAGGGCAAUACUUCACAAGAAGAUAUAUCCCCAGAAUCCAAGUUCAAAUUCAUCUACUACCAAGAAAUAUUUGGAGAAUAAACACAAGCCCAGGUCUAUCAAGGGUGAGGAUGACAUAAAUUACAAGGAUGAUAAUGGAAGUAAAUGGGUCAAGACAGAUUCUGAAUAUAUAGUGUUGGAGAUAUAAUUAAAUUUGGUCUGGCAAGCUGUGAAGAUAGAUGGUAUUACAGAUGCAUUGUUGUUUCUUAAUUGUCCAGUUCCUGAUAUAUAAAGAAAAACAAUCAUAUAUUUUUAUCCAUUUUUAGAUUUAAGCCAACAUUAUGCAGAGAUAUAUAUGCUUCUGAUUGGAUGCACUGAAAUGAAAUGUCUGCAUAUUCUUCAUGAAUAAAUACAGGAAUGAUUAC
Molecule: messenger RNA, 1065 nt
Organism: Manihot esculenta (cassava)
Lineage: Eukaryota; Viridiplantae; Streptophyta; Magnoliopsida; Malpighiales; Euphorbiaceae
Product: protein DEEPER ROOTING 1
Exons: 5
Coding region: 81-848 (255 amino acids)
Biological process (GO): regulation of growth; gravitropism
Source: RefSeq, a predicted model, not a curated record